AUGUCUCAACAAACCAAAUCCAUGGCAGCAGCCGAUCCUAGCGAGACCGAGAAAGCUCCUGUUUACAACGGCCAAGGCACCGAGGAAGACCCCUAUGUGGUUGAGUUUCAGAAAAUUGACCCUGGAAACCCCAUGAACUGGUCCCAGUUUAGAAAAUGGUUUAUCACGACCAUCGUGACCUUGUCUGUCUUCGCCGUCACGUUCACGUCUUCGGCAUACUCCGAAUCCUCUAACGAGGUCAUUGCGGACUUUAACAUCAGCCCCGAGGUGUUUAUAGUCGGCGUUUCCCUUUUCGUUCUUGGAUUUGCUGUUGGACCGGCUGUAUGGGGCCCCUUGGUAACAAUUGCUCCAAGGUCCGAACUAUAUGGCCGAAAAGUUCUCUGGAUCAUCUCACACGUCUCCAUGGUAGCCUUCAUCGGAGGUUCUGCCGGAAGCCGAAACAUUACCACGCUUCUGAUUUUGAGAUUCCUAGGUGGCACCUUCGGUGCCUCUCCUCUCGUAAACUCCGGUGGCGCUAUAGCAGAUCUCUUUCCCCCAGCUCAGAGAGGCCUUGCCAUGGCACUUUACUGUGCAGCGCCCUUUCUUGGUCCCGUCCUUGGCCCUGUCGUUGGCGGUUUCGUCUCUGAAAACGUUGGAUGGAGAUGGGUGCAGGGUGUAUGCUGCAUAUUCAUAGGGGUGAUUGGUAUUCUCGGCGUUAUUUUCGUCCCUGAGACAUAUGGGCCGGUGCUGCUGAGCCAGAGGGCUGUCCAUCUAUCCAAAGUCAAUGGCAAAGUCUACAUUAGUGUUCUCGACAAGAGCCAGCCCAAAAAGACGCCGUCUGAAAUCUUCCAGCGAGCUCUAGUACGACCGUGGGUUUUGCUCUUUCGGGAACCUAUCGUGCUUUUCGCCUCGCUGUACAUGGCUCUUAUUUAUGGGACUGUGUAUAUGUUCAUGGCUGCAAUGCCUAUUGUCUACAAUGAAGACCGUGGAUGGAGUGAGGGUAUAGGGGGGCUUGCAUUUAUGGGUAUUGCAGUUGGUAUUCUGCUCGGCUUAACCUAUGCUCUCUACGACAAUAAUAGGCGUUAUAUGAAGCUAUUUCUGGCUAAAAAGACAACUGCAGAAUCUCGCUUACCACCAGCCAUGAUCGGCGCUAUUGCUUUACCAGUGGGCAUGUUUGCAUUUGCAUGGACCAACUACCCCAGCAUCCACUGGUCAGCCAGCGUUAUCCUCUCAGUGCCCUUUGGCUUUGGGUGUGUCCUUGUACUUCUGCCGAUGAUCAACUACCUCAUCGAUUCUUACACCAUUUACGCGGCCUCUGUUCUUGCAGCAGCUGCCAUUUUUCGCUCGAUUGUUGGUGCCGUAUUUCCCUUGUUCACCACUCAGAUGUACGAUAGCCUUGGAAUCCACUGGGCAUCCUCUGUGCCGGCUUUUCUGGUAUCGGCUUGUGUGCCUUUUCCGUUGAUUAUGUAUCGCUAUGGUGGUGCGCUGAGGAUGAAGUGCAAGUAUGCUUUUGAGGCUGCGGAAAUGAUGAAACGGAUGCAGAUGCAACAAGCGUCGGUCCCGAGAAAGGAAGAUGACAGUUCUUCUUCAGACUAA
Talaromyces atroroseus is the source of this 1575-nucleotide messenger RNA. RefSeq lists its product as hypothetical. The transcript has 2 exons. Lineage: Eukaryota; Fungi; Ascomycota; Eurotiomycetes; Eurotiales; Trichocomaceae. Gene Ontology annotation, molecular function: transmembrane transporter activity. Bases 1 to 1575 code for a protein of 524 amino acids. The record is from RefSeq and is a predicted model, not a curated record. Gene Ontology annotation, biological process: transmembrane transport.